AUGGCAGCCUCCCGCCUGGACUUCGGGGAGGUGGAAACUUUCCUGGAUAGGCACCCCGAGUUGUUUGAAGAUUACUUGAUGCGAAAAGGGAAGCAGGAGCUGGUGGACAAGUGGCUACAAAGGCACAGUUCGGGACAGGGGGCUUCAGGCCUGAGGCCUGCCCUGCCCGGCGCUGGCAGAGGCAGCACCGGCGUGGGUAGAGGUGCUGGACCACAGGGCUCUGCCAACAGCCGCCCCACGCCCGGUGGUGGGGAAAGUGCUGGGGUUCCCCUGAGUCCCAGUUGGGCCAGUGGCAGCCGGGGUGAUGGCAGCCUGCAGCGAAGAGCUUCGCAGAAAGAGCUGCGGAAGAGCUUUGCCCGCUCCAAAGCCAUCCACGUGAACAGGACCUACGAUGAACAGGUGACCUCGCGGGCCCAGGAGCCCCUGAGCAGUGUCCGGCGGAGAGCCCUGCUCAGGAAGGCCAGCUCCCUGCCUCCCACCACAGCCCACAUCCUCAGUGCCCUCCUGGAAUCCAGGGUGAACCUGCCUCAGUACCCCCCUACGGCCAUCGACUACAAAUGCCACCUCAAAAAGCAUAACGAGCGCCAGUUUUUCCUGGAGCUGGUUAAGGACAUCUCCAAUGACCUUGACCUCACCAGCCUAAGCUACAAGAUCCUCAUCUUUGUCUGUCUCAUGGUGGACGCUGACCGCUGCUCUCUCUUCUUAGUGGAGGGGGCGGCCCCUGGCAAGAAGACCUUGGUCUCCAAAUUUUUUGAUGUGCAUGCAGGAACCCCACUGCUCCCCUGCAGCAGCACAGAGAACUCAAACGAGGUGCAGGUCCCCUGGGGCAAAGGCAUCAUUGGCUAUGUCGGGGAACAUGGAGAAACAGUCAAUAUUCCUGAUGCCUACCAGGACCGCCGAUUCAAUGAUGAAAUUGACAAGCUAACUGGCUACAAGACAAAAUCACUCUUGUGCAUGCCUAUCCGGAACAGUGACAGUGAGAUAAUCGGUGUGGCCCAAGCGAUAAAUAAGAUUCCGGAGGGUGCUCCAUUUACAGAAGAUGACGAAAAAGCUAUGCAGAUGUACCUGCCCUUCUGCGGAAUUGCCAUAGCUAAUGCUCAGCUCUUCGCUGCCUCAAGGAAAGAAUACGAAAGGAGCAGGGCUUUGCUCGAGGUGGUCAAUGAUCUCUUUGAAGAACAGACUGACCUGGAAAAGAUUGUCAAGAAAAUAAUGCAUCGGGCCCAAACGCUGCUGAAAUGCGAACGCUGUUCGGUUUUACUUCUAGAAGACAUUGAAUCGCCAGCUGUCUCCAGGGUCUCCAGUUUCUCUCACGGCCGCACCAGCCCAGAGCAGCCCAUGCACGGAGGUAGGCGCACCUCACACCAGAAUCUCUUUGUGCUCCAAAGUGCAGAAAUGCGGGGGCUCGGGCCUGGCAUAUUUUGUUUCAAGGAAAGCAUGGAGAAAUCAUCUUACUCUGAUUGGCUGAUAAACAACAGCAUUGCCGAACUGGUUGCUUCGACGGGCCUUCCUGUGAACGUCAGCGAUGCCUACCAAGACCCGCGCUUUGACGUUGAGGCGGACCAGAUAUCUGGUUUUCACAUAAGAUCAGUUCUCUGUGUCCCUAUUUGGAACAGCAGCCACCAAAUAAUUGGGGUUGCUCAAGUGCUGAACAGACUUGAUGGGAAACCUUUUGAUGAUGCAGACCAACGGCUUUUUGAGGCUUUCGUCAUCUUUUGUGGCCUGGGUAUCAACAACACAAUUAUGUAUGAUCAAGUGAAGAAGUCCUGGGCGAAGCAGUCUGUGGCUCUUGAUGUGCUGUCCUACCACGCCACGUGUUCCAAGGCUGAAGUCGACAAGUUUAAGGCAGCCAACAUCCCCCUGGUGUCAGAGCUGGCCAUUGAUGACAUCCAUUUCGACGACUUUUCCCUUGAUGUUGACGCCAUGAUCACGGCUGCCCUCCGGAUGUUCAUGGAGCUGGGAAUGGUACAGAAAUUCAAGAUCGACUAUGAGACCCUGUGCAGGUGGCUUCUGACAGUAAGGAAAAACUAUCGGAUGGUUCUCUACCACAACUGGAGACAUGCCUUCAACGUAUGCCAACUGAUGUUCGCCAUGCUGACCACGGCUGGGUUUCAAGAGAUUCUGACCGAGGUGGAAAUUUUAGCAGUGAUUGUGGGAUGCCUGUGUCAUGACCUCGACCACAGGGGAACCAACAAUGCCUUCCAAGCUAAGAGUGACUCAGCACUGGCCCAGCUCUACGGGACCUCCGCGACCUUAGAGCACCACCAUUUUAACCAUGCCGUGAUGAUCCUUCAGAGUGAGGGUCACAACAUCUUCGCUAAUUUGUCCUCCAAGGACUACAGUGACCUCAUGCAGCUCCUGAAGCAGUCAAUACUAGCCACAGACCUCACACUGUACUUUGAGAGGAGAACUGAGUUCUUUGAGCUUGUCAGUAAAGGAGACUAUGACUGGAGCAUCAAAAGCCACCGUGAUGUGUUUCGAUCAAUGUUAAUGACAGCCUGUGACCUUGGAGCCGUGACUAAACCGUGGGAGAUCUCCAGACAGGUGGCUGAACUUGUAACCAGCGAGUUCUUUGAACAAGGAGACCGGGAGAGGUCGGAACUCAAGCUCACUCCCUCUGCUAUUUUUGACCGGAACCGGAAAGACGAACUGCCUCGGUUGCAAUUAGAGUGGAUUGAUAACAUCUGUAUGCCUUUGUAUCAGGCCUUGGUGAAGGUCAACGCGAAACUGAAGCCGAUGCUGGAUUCCGUGGCUGCCAACCGAAGGAAGUGGGAAGAGCUGCACCAAAAAAGACUACAGCUCUCUGCUGCCUCCCCAGCCCCUGCCGUUCUCGCAGUGGCCUCCGGGGAGGACAGAGUGUAAGCCAGCUAUAGCUGCUGCGCAACCCUGCGGCCUGGGGGGUCCCAGCCUGGAGGGAUCUGCCUCAGCUCAGCUCCAUCACCCUCUUCACUCAGACAGUCCUAGAGCUUUGACUACACCGGGAAGCGCACCGGAAACUGGGCGUGGCAGCACAGGAACAGAAGGAUGGAGGGAGGCAGAGAGCCUGACCCUCGGCUUCUGGUAGUGGAGCCGCACUGCUGGAUGAGGGCAUCAGCCCCACUGGUUCUGAGCUGAGGGGACACCAUGGUAAAAGUGUCACUAUGGCUGCUUCCUACGGCGCUUUUCUGUCAUGAGCACUUUCUUUCUUGGCAGGCUCUCCCUGAGAAGGCUUUUGUGCGAGGGUCCAGAUUUGCAUCCUAGGUGUUUUAUUUCUAGUCCCACUGCUUCUUAGUGAUGCGCCAGACCCUUGGUCUCCUGGCCUGAGGGUAACCUGCUCCCCUGAAUAGAGCCAGCUAACCCCAAUCUUCCCAUUGGGUCCACAGUAGGAACAUAGUAAGUGUGUUUGUCUAGCUGGUGUUUCAAAGGGUCUGUGACCCUGCAGUGAUCGUGGUUCGCCUUUUCAGUCUUUGGAUUCAGCCUUCAUUGUAAACAAAGUCUUUUUUAUGGGACUGCCCACGA
This is a messenger RNA of Psammomys obesus (fat sand rat), 3495 nucleotides long. RefSeq names its product phosphodiesterase 11A (gene Pde11a). The record is from RefSeq and is a predicted model, not a curated record. Gene Ontology annotation, molecular function: protein binding; 3',5'-cyclic-nucleotide phosphodiesterase activity. The transcript has 20 exons. Lineage: Eukaryota; Metazoa; Chordata; Mammalia; Rodentia; Muridae. Bases 1 to 2859 code for a protein of 952 amino acids. Gene Ontology annotation, biological process: signal transduction.